AAACGCUCGCCACUCGCGGCGUUCGCGAACCGAAAGAGAAAAGAGAAAGACCGAAAGCGCCGUCGCCGAAAGUUCCAGAAAGCUUGAGAGGGAGUGCAAUUGCAGCGUGCUGCGCGAAGAGUUGAAUUGGUUGAAUCGCUUUGCACGUUUCGCAUCGUGUUCGUUGGAAACUAACCGCAAAUGACGCCAGGCGAGGAUCAGAAGGCCUCUGAAAUGACGUCUGUUGAAGAAAACUCCAACGCUUUGGAUAUUGCGCCGAACAAGGAUGGCGGUGUGCUCAAAACGAUCAUCAAGCCGGGAGUCGGAGAAGAAACACCGCAAAAAUCCAACACCGUCUUUGUUCACUACACAGGAAAGUUACUCGACGGCACUGUCUUUGACACCAGCCGAGCGAGGAACGAAGAAUUUAAGUUUGUGCUUGGCACAGGAUCUGUAAUCAAGGGAUGGGACAUCGGAGUGGCGACUAUGAAGAAAGGCGAGAUUUGCAGGUUGACAUGCAAGCCAGAAUACGCAUACGGCGAGAACGGUUCUCCUCCCAAGAUCCCGCCGAACUCGACGCUAGUAUUUGACGUGGAGCUCAUAGAUUGGGAGCUAGAGGAUGUUAGCCCUGCGAAUGAUGGUAGCAUCAAACGCAGGAUUAUUACAGCGGGGGAAUUGUAUACAACUCCAAAACAGCAUGCUACUGUUACAGUGCAUGUCAAAGGGGAGUACAACCAACGGAUUUUCGAUGACCGAGAGCUAGAGUUUAUCGUCGCAGAAGCCUCAGAGUACAACUUAGUCAAAGGUGUGGAACUGGCUAUACAGAAGAUGAAAAAGGGAGAGAAGUCCCUUUUCAGGAUUACUUCAAAGUUUGCCUUUGGAUCGGAGGGACACAAGGAGUGGGAUAUCCCACCCAAUGCAACUGUGGACUACAUUGUACACCUGAAGAGCUUCGAAAAUGCGAAAGAAGCAUGGGAUAUGGAUGUAGAUGAGAAAAUUGAACAGUCGGGCAUCUGCAAGAGUAAAGGGACGAAUUUCCUCAAGGCAGGAAAGUAUGAGCUGGCACUUCAGUACUACAAAAGGGCUGUGGAUCUCCUUGAACAUGAGGAAAAUCUGGAAGGGGAGAAGAAGGAAAAGAGGGAUGCCCUGAUGCUGGCCAACUACCUAAAUACUGCCCUCUGCCACCUCAAGGUUGACAACUUCCACGACACAAUCGUGGCCUGCACCAGUGCCCUGGCACUGGACCCCAAGAAUGAGAAGGCACUCUUCCGCAGAGGACAGGCAUAUGUUGGCACAAAGGAGUUUGACGUGGCCCUGAAAGACUUCGAGCAGGUGCUCAAAGUGGACGCCAACAACAAGGCAGCCCGUAACCAGCUGAGCAUUUGCCAGACUAAGCUGAGCCAGGAGUUGCAACGCGAGAAGCAGUUUUACAAGAGCAUUUUUGACAAGAUGGCUGCCCGUAGUAAGGCAGAGAGCAGGUCCGAUGCCCCUAUCGAGACAGGUGUGUGGAACAACGGACAGGCGGAAGAGCCGUCCCCUCCGGAAGAGGCCAAGAUGGAAACCGAAGUUGAAGCUGAGCCUAGCAAAGCGGAGGCAGUGGCCAGCGCCUAAGGCACGUUUCUGCCAUCACCCGAGCAUUACGCCAAUUCACAACCGGAAAGAAAACUUCAUUAGCGUUCCCCUCAUCGCUCUCGUGGAAGACAAAAUCCUGACAUGGAAUGUUCCAUCAUCGCAGUUUGUUUUGCCUGCUUCUUGGUGCCGUACGAUUAGUCUUGAUAUGCAUUUGUAUCUGUGGUCCAGUUGGAUGUCCCCUUCACAGGUGAAGACGAAGGUAGUUUUGAAAUAAAUGGACAUUGAUUUGUA
Ornithodoros turicata is the source of this 1842-nucleotide messenger RNA. Its product is annotated as peptidyl-prolyl cis-trans isomerase FKBP4-like. The record is from RefSeq and is a predicted model, not a curated record. Gene Ontology annotation, molecular function: peptidyl-prolyl cis-trans isomerase activity; protein binding. NCBI's taxonomy places the organism in Eukaryota, Metazoa, Arthropoda, Arachnida, Ixodida, Argasidae. The transcript has 7 exons. Bases 181 to 1590 code for a protein of 469 amino acids.